This is a messenger RNA of Camarhynchus parvulus, 1684 nucleotides long. Its product is annotated as C-type lectin domain family 2 member D3-like. NCBI's taxonomy places the organism in Eukaryota, Metazoa, Chordata, Aves, Passeriformes, Thraupidae. The transcript is spliced from 7 exons. The coding region runs from base 1 to 1077 and encodes 358 amino acids. The record is from RefSeq and is a predicted model, not a curated record.
AUGCGUGCCCUGGUCAGCCGCCGCGGCCCGGACGGAGGCGGCUGCUCCGUGCCCGGGACCGUUCCCGGCCGUGCGGCACCGGGCUCGGGGCCGCUGCCCGGGCGGGAGGUGUCCGUGCCCGGCUCGGGGCUGGCACGGCAUGAACUUGAACGUGCCUCAGAGCCCCAAGCGCUGCAGGCGCCGAGGUGCCAUCAGCGCGGCUGUAAAGCUGUUCCCGAGGCCGAGCUCCGAAAGGAUCUGCCAGCAGCACUCCUGAUGUCUCCAAGGCAAGGUGCUAUUUGUUCCAGGCAGAGAAAUGCUGCCUGUGAGCUGGAGGAGAGUGAACUCUGCUCCAUUCAUGGAGUUGCGAAUGAGCCCCAGCAUCUCCAGCAGGCACCAGCAGCCGCGGUUCCGCACCUGCCUGGGGCGCAAGAAGCCUCUUGGCAUCAGCAGGGGGAUGCCACUUGUGAGCGUGCAGUGAGUGCAGAUGUGGAGAAUGGAUUCUGCACCAGUGAUGGGAGUGUGAGGGAGCCCCUGGCUCCCCAGGGCACAGCAGCAACACACAAAGAACACAAAAGGAUCCUCAGAAGAUCCCUGGGUGAACGGUUCAGGUGCCAUCCCGUGGGCACGGCGGUGCUGAUUCUGCUGCUCCUGGUGCUGGUGCUGGCUUUGGGGGCGGCCUUGGCUGUGCAGUCAGCAGCACCACAGGUUCCAGGUACACCUGCGACUCCACUGUUGGUUCUGGGCUGUCCAAAUGGCUGGGUUGGGUACAAUGGGGUCUGCUACUACUUCUCAAGGGAUUACAGCACCUGGGAUCAGGGCCAGGAACGGUGCUCCGAGCUCGGGGCCUCCCUGGCCAUUGCCCAGGAUGAGGAGGCCAUGGAUUUGCUCUUCCUCCUCCGCGGGAACGGCGAUUUCUGGCUCGGGCUGCGCAGACGGGGCGAGCGCCUGCACUGGGGGGACGGCAGCAGCUACAGCUCCCGGGUUCCCGUCUUUGGCAAUUCCCAGUGCGUGUACCUGGCUGACGAGAGAUUGAAGAGUGACAACUGCUCCAGUGAGCGGCCGUAUCUCUGCAGCAAGGCCCAAGCUCCCCUGUAACAGGGGCUGCACAAAGCACCUUCUCCACGCUGGGCAGUGCCAGCUUCACCUCUGAGCCCAGCACGGGGCUGUCCUUCCUCAGCUGCACCCUGUGCCUUGCACUUCCUCUCAGGCUCACCUCAGGGCCUCUUCAUCCCCAGUGCCAGCGCUGGGCUGGGGCUGCAAAGGAAAAGUCUCUGCAAUCCAUCCUGCCCCCGAUGCUGCCUGCAGUGAGUGCGUUGCCCUCAGGACACAAUGAGCUCCAAUGGGAAAUCCAAAUGUGCCUGGCCUCUUGGAAAUCAUCACCAACUGGCCUGAAUGUGGCAAUUCUGAACUGUCCUUGGAAGAGGAGGAAGAGCAGCUAACACAUGCUUAGGAGGAAUCUCACUUUGUGCAUCAGGCACCUGACUGUGGAGAAUAGUCUGUUGUCUGUCUAUCUGUCUGUCUGCUGUCAAAGAUUUGACUGUCCUCCUGUGGGAGGAAUCCUAGGUUUGAGCAAGACAUGGAUUUGUCUCUCGGAAGGAGAAGCAGUGACAUGGCGUGACUGUAACCCCCAUGCCUCGAUGCCACUUCGUGGGGAGGAGGGAGGGAACUGGGGACAAAGUGAAGCCCAGGAAGGAGAGAACAG